ACUGCUGCAAGUGAGGAGAAAACCUCUGGUCAAGAUUUUCUUGUAGGACAUGUUUACAGGGGUGUGGAGACAUUGGGAAAGGAACUUUUUAUGUACUUCGAUGGGAAAGCUUUGAGGAUUCACUUCGGUAUGAAUGGUUCCAUGCGCAUUAAUCCUGAUAGAAGCAAAGACAGCAAUGGAGCACUACCAGUUUUGGAGAUACAGCUUACACAUGAUACUAUUUGGUUUUUUGAGGUGACAGUAGACUAUAGAAAUGCUGCUGAGAGUGAGCGGAAAGUGAGAAUGAUGGAAAGCCUGGAUGUCUGCUCUCCAAAGUUUAGCUUCUUAAGAGCAGAAAGUGAGAUUAAGCAGCAGAAAACCCGCAUGUUGUGUGAUGUGUUACUGGAUCAAGCAGUAUUACCUGGAGUGGGAAAUAUCAUAAAAAAUGAAGCACUAUUUGACAGUGGUCUUCACCCAGCUGUUAAGGUUUGCCAACUGACAGAUGAGCAUAUACGUCACUUGGUGAAAAUGACACGUGACUUUACCCUGCUUUUUUAUAAGUGCCGCAAAACUGGGUCUCCACUCUACAAACACUACAAAGUAUACAAGCGCCCAGCCUGUGGUCAGUGCAAUGAGAAGAUCACUGUGUGUCGUUUAGGAGAGAAUGACAGGAUGACUUACUUCUGCUCUCGAUGUCAAAAGGUGGAUCCCCAGCUUGUCAAUGUUAGCAAACUGCCAACUAGAAAUAGCCUAAUUGGCUGGGCAUAUGGCAGGGGGUCAUGUUCUAAUGAACAUGUAGCUCAGAAAUCUGAAGAGGAGUGGACGUGUAUGCACUGUACCCUAAUAAACAAGCCUUCUGCUGAAAUUUGUGAUGCCUGUUUGUCUUCAAGGCCUGAAG
Messenger RNA from Cariama cristata (Red-legged seriema), 877 nucleotides. RefSeq names its product endonuclease 8-like 3. Gene Ontology annotation, biological process: base-excision repair. Gene Ontology annotation, molecular function: DNA N-glycosylase activity; zinc ion binding; DNA-(apurinic or apyrimidinic site) endonuclease activity. NCBI's taxonomy places the organism in Eukaryota, Metazoa, Chordata, Aves, Cariamiformes, Cariamidae. The transcript has 6 exons. The annotation marks the transcript as partial. The record is from RefSeq and is a predicted model, not a curated record. Gene Ontology annotation, cellular component: nucleus.